UUUUCACCUCCAGUCAUUUCGCCCUGCAGGAUCUCCGUCUGGAUGAUUCCCGAUAGAAUUCGCCAACAGCUUUCCCUCUCGCCGUGUACGAAAUACACGUAUAGACUCAGAAGCUAGCCACUCCCAGGCCUGCGGGCUAGGUCUGCAUUGUUCCCUUCUCUCCACAUCCUCUCUGCUACUCGGCUCGACAAUGACAGCCCGAAUACUGCCCAGCUGCGUGUCGCAACCAAGGCGACGCCGUGCCCACCACAAAUCCCGACAGGGCUGUGCUGAAUGCAAGACUCGGCACAUCAAAUGCGACGAGAAUCGUCCUAAUUGUACCAACUGUGUCACGUCCGAGCGCCGAUGCUCUUUCAGGGAGUUCCGAAUACCUGCUCCCCCAUCUUCGAGCACUUCACCCACCCCAAGUGAGGCUGGUCACAGAAGUUCCGUAAUGCCCCAGGCACCAGGACGCUUUACAGUCACACAUCUAGCCUGCUUGCACCAUGCAGAGGGGCAUAUGGAUGAAUAUAUGGCUCUUCGCGGGAGCGCACAAUCAGUCAUUAGCAUCGCUAUAAGCAAUGCUACUGUCGCCCCGUUUCUUCUCGACCAGUUGCUCGCUCUCUCUGCCCUGCACAUCUCUACUCAAGAUGCCUCUAGAACGUUACUCUUCCAUCACCAAGCAACUGAACUGCAGACGCGUGCCUUGGAGGUCUUCAAUCAGAGCCGAGAGGAGAUGAACAGUACCAACUACGCGCUUGUAUUUCUCUUCGCCUCUCUCUUGGGCAUUCACGUUCUCAGAGAGACUCUCGCGAACCAUCGCGACAAUCUUUCUACUUUUGUUGAAGCAUUCAUCCGCUAUCUCCAACUGCACCGUGGCGUGCGCACAUUCAUCACGGACGAAUCCUGGGCACAGAUUCUCAAGUCGGACCUCAGGCCACUUCUAUUCCUGUCAGACGCCAGCGAUAAGCUCGAUAAGCACGCUGUAGGACUGGAGACCGCUAAGCUGAAGGAGUUCCUGGCGUCAUAUGAAUGUACAUCAGACUCUACCAGUCCUUGCCAGGACGCCCUGGGAUGGAUGCAAUGGGUGCUGAAUCUAUGCAACCAAGACGCAACCGAUGAAUGUUUGGGCAUUCAUGCUGUUAUUGCAUGGCCCCUCGUCAUUUCCGAUAAGUACAUUGAAGCCCUGCACCAGCGUCGACCGGAGGCCUUCGCAGUCCUGGCUUUCUACGCGGCUGCUUUACACCGCUACCGACAAUUUUGGGUGUUUGACGGGGCUGGAUUAUUCUUAUUGGACCAUAUAUACUCAAGCAUCGGUUCGUACUGGCUUUCUCAUCUUGAUCUGCCUAGGGACAGUGAUUGAGGCAAGGAGCCCACUAUCACCCUUGUGGGCUGCUCCCAACGUUCAGCUUGUUGGGGGUAUAUGGGGGUAUCUAGCGUUUCACAUUAAAACUCUGUAUAUCUACGUUCCCGAGAGUUGCGUUACAAAUGAUUCAUCACAAAGAAUAGACUUUUCUUUGAAGUUUUCAAUGUCUACAGAGGCAAAUGACUAAAACAUGAGUCACCACAAGUAUUUUGCUACGCAUAAGCCACCUGUCUGGCCGGGAUAUGUAUAGAAAUGGUCUUGUUGAAAACAUCUACAGCCCC
Messenger RNA from Boeremia exigua, 1626 nucleotides. Its product is annotated as Upc2 protein. The record is from RefSeq and is a predicted model, not a curated record. Gene Ontology annotation, biological process: regulation of transcription by RNA polymerase II. Bases 191 to 1342 code for a protein of 383 amino acids. The transcript has a single exon. Gene Ontology annotation, molecular function: DNA-binding transcription activator activity, RNA polymerase II-specific; zinc ion binding. NCBI's taxonomy places the organism in Eukaryota, Fungi, Ascomycota, Dothideomycetes, Pleosporales, Didymellaceae.